AAGAUUAUAAUAUACCCAUUUAAUUUGGUUUGUGUUGCUGCCACUGUUCUCUGAUUAUAGACGAUCAUUUUAAUUCUUGACAUUUCUACCAGACAUCGACACAAAAGAGGAAUGUAAAGCAACUAGCAGCAAAACGAACACUUUACUGCUUCCCAAGCAGAGCUAGCCAAAGAAACAUUUUUCCUCUGUUCUCUUUGUUAGGAAAUAAACAAUGACAACCCUGACAAGACAAGACCUUAACUUUGGACAAGUGGUUGCUGAUAUUUUGUGUGAGUUCCUGGAGGUCGCCAUUCAUCUCAUCCUGUACGUGCGUGAAGUCUAUCCCUCUGGAAUAUUUCAGAAGAGGAAGAAAUACAAUGUACCCGUGCAGAUGUCUUGUCACCCUGAGCUGAAUCAGUACAUCCAAGACACUUUACAUUGUGUGAAGCCGCUCAUCGAGAAGAACGAUGCAGAGAAGGUGGUCGUGGUCAUCAUGGACAAAGAGCAUCAUCCGGUCGAGAGAUUUGUGUUUGAGAUCUUCCAACCUCCUCUGCUGUCAAUCAGGUUUCCGUCCUCAUUUUGGACCAGCAAUACCCGAAAA
Molecule: messenger RNA, 580 nt
Organism: Poecilia reticulata (guppy)
Lineage: Eukaryota; Metazoa; Chordata; Actinopteri; Cyprinodontiformes; Poeciliidae
Source: RefSeq, a predicted model, not a curated record